This is a messenger RNA of Protopterus annectens (West African lungfish), 443 nucleotides long. RefSeq names its product translation initiation factor eIF-2B subunit beta-like. Gene Ontology annotation, cellular component: eukaryotic translation initiation factor 2B complex. The transcript is spliced from 2 exons. Gene Ontology annotation, molecular function: translation initiation factor activity; guanyl-nucleotide exchange factor activity. NCBI's taxonomy places the organism in Eukaryota, Metazoa, Chordata, Ceratodontiformes, Protopteridae. The record is from RefSeq and is a predicted model, not a curated record. The coding region runs from base 156 to 443 and encodes 95 amino acids. Gene Ontology annotation, biological process: translational initiation.
UGCCUUUCCACUACUUAAGUUUGCACUGUCCGGGUAUAGAGAAAAGGAAAGUGAAAUAAUCCACAAGUUUACACUAGGAGGAAUAUUUGGUUCCCGGAAAUGGUCCGUUUACGGCUUACUUCCCCUCAUUCCAGGAAGGAGUAAUAAGAGAGAUCAUGUCGCCCGGGGUUGAUAAAGAAACGGAGCUUUCAGACCGGAUUGAGACGUUCUUGGCCGAGCUGAAGCGUGGCGGCAACGGGCGAGGCUCGGCUGAAACGGCGAGGCAGACGGCUGGCCUGUUACGUAGGAUCACUGCCCAGGCCCGAUGGGGAAACGCAGGGGAGCUAAUGGAUAUCAUCCGAAAGGAAGGAAAAAGAAUGGUUUUGGCACAGUCCUCUGAAACUACAGUUGGGAACACAGUGCGACGGGUGUUGAAAAUUAUUCGAGAAGAAUAUAGCAGGUGA